Molecule: messenger RNA, 3016 nt
Organism: Harpia harpyja (harpy eagle)
Lineage: Eukaryota; Metazoa; Chordata; Aves; Accipitriformes; Accipitridae
Product: loricrin-like
Exons: 5
Coding region: 64-2856 (930 amino acids)
Source: RefSeq, a predicted model, not a curated record
UCAUUCGCUCAGCUUUGCUCUGUGGUACACGUUGUCAGAGCCGAGAAAGGGUCACUCUCAAAGAUGUGCUCCAGACAGACCUCCGGAGGCUGCCAUGAAACAUCCUCCCAGUCCGGUGGAUGCCACAGCAGGGGCUCCUGCUGCCACAGGGGCAGCUCCUCCAGCUACCAGGCACAGGGCUCCUCCUGCUGUGAGACCUCAGGCUUGGGCAGCUACGGCGGCGGCAGUGGGGGCUCUGGCAAGAUCAUUGUCAGCUCUGGCGGUGGAGGAGGUGGCUCGUCUGGAUGCUGCAGUGGAGGAUCCAGUGUCUAUGGCAUGGGAGGAGGAUCCAGUGGUGGGUCUUCAGGAUCAAAGAGCAUAAUUGGAGGUGGAGCUAGUGGGGGAUCCUCUGGAUGCUGCAGUGGAGGAUCCAGCUAUGGCAUGGGAGGAGGAUCCAGUGGUGGGUCUUCAGGAGGCAAGAUCAUCAUUGGAGGUGGAGGUGGUGGAGGUAGUGGAGGUUACUCUGGAUCCUACAGUGGGGGAACCUCAGGCUACGGCAUGGGAGGAGGAUCCAGUGGUGGGUCUUCAGGAUCAAAGAGCAUAACUGGAGGUGGAGGUAGUGGGGGAUCCUCUGGAUGCUGCAGUGGAGGAUCCAGCUAUGGCAUGGGAGGAGGAUCCAGUGGUGGGUCUUCAGGAGGCAAGAUCAUCAUUGGAGGUGGAGGUGGUGGAGGUAGUGGAGGUUACUCUGGAUCCUACAGUGGGGGACCCUCAGACUACGGCAUGGGAGGAGGAUCCAGUGGUGGGUCUUCAGGAUCAAAGAGCAUAAUUGGAGGUGGAGGUAGCGGGGGAUCCUCUGGAUGCUGCAGUGGAGGAUCCAGCUAUGGCAUGGGAGGAGGAUCCAGUGGUGGGUCUUCAGGAGGCAAGAUCAUCAUUGGAGGUGGAGGUGGUGGAGGUAGUGGAGGUUACUCUGGAUCCUACAGUGGGGGACCCUCAGACUACGGCAUGGGAGGAGGAUCCAGUGGUGGGUCUUCAGGAUCAAAGAGCAUAAUUGGAGGUGGAGGUAGUGGGGGAUCCUCCGGAUACUGCAGUGGAGGAUCCGGCUAUGGCAUGGGAGGAGGAUCCAGUGGUGGGUCUUCAGGAUCAAAGAGCAUAAUUGGAGGUGGAGGUAGCGGGGGAUCCUCUGGAUGCUGCAGUGGAGGAUCCAGCUAUGGCAUGGGAGGAGGAUCCAGUGGUGGGUCUUCAGGAGGCAAGAUCAUCAUUGGAGGUGGAGGUGGUGGAGGUAGUGGAGGUUACUCUGGAUCCUACAGUGGGGGACCCUCAGACUACGGCAUGGGAGGAGGAUCCAGUGGUGGGUCUUCAGGAUCAAAGAGCAUAAUUGGAGGUGGAGGUAGCGGGGGAUCCUCUGGAUGCUGCAGUGGAGGAUCCGGCUAUGGUAUGGGAGGAGGAUCCAGUGGUGGGUCUUCAGGAUCAAAGAGCAUAAUUGGAGGUGGAGGUAGUGGGGGAUCCUCCGGAUACUGCAGUGGAGGAUCCAGCUAUGGCAUGGGAGGAGGAUCCAGUGGUGGGUCUUCAGGAUCAAAGAGCAUAAUUGGAGGUGGAGGUAGUGGGGGAUCCUCCGGAUGCUGCAGUGGAGGAUCCGGCUAUGGCAUGGGAGGAGGAUCCAGUGGUGGGUCUUCAGGAUCAAAGAGCAUAAUUGGAGGUGGAGGUAUUGGGCGAUCCUCCGGAUACUGCAGUGGAGGAUCCGGCUAUGGCAUGGGAGGAGGAUCCAGUGGUGGGUCUUCAGUAUCAAAGAGCAUAAUUGGAGGUGGAGGUAGCGGGGGAUCCUCUGGAUGCUGCAGUGGAGGAUCCAGCUAUGGCAUGGGAGGAGGAUCCAGUGGUGGGUCUUCAGGAUCAAAGAGCAUAAUUGGAGGUGGAGGUAUUGGGGGAUCCUCCGGAUACUGCAGUGGAGGAUCCGGCUAUGGCAUGGGAGGAGGAUCCAGUGGUGGGUCUUCAGGAUCAAAGAGCAUAAUUGGAGGUGGAGGUGGUGGAGGUAGUGGAGGUUACUCUGGAUCCUACAGUGGGGGACCCUCAGACUACGGCAUGGGAGGAGGAUCCAGUGGUGGGUCUUCAGGAUCAAAGAGCAUAAUUGGAGGUGGAGGUAGCGGGGGAUCCUCUGGAUGCUGCAGUGGAGGAUCCAGCUAUGGCAUGGGAGGAGGAUCCAGUGGUGGGUCUUCAGGAUCAAAGAGCAUAAUUGGAGGUGGAGGUAGUGGGGGAUCCUCUGGAUACUGCAGUGGACGAUCCAGCUAUGGCAUGGGAGGAGGAUCCAGUGGUGGGUCUUCAGGAUCAAAGAGCAUAAUUGGAGGUGGAGGUAGUGGGGGAUCCUCCGGAUACUGCAGUGGAGGAUCCGGCUAUGGCAUGGGAGGAGGAUCCAGUGGUGGGUCUUCAGGAUCAAAGAGCAUAAUUAGAGGUGGAGGCAGUGGAGGUGCCUCUGGAUGCUGCAGUGGGGGAUCCUCAGGCUAUGGCAUGGGAGGAGGAUACAGCGGUGGCAGUGGGGGAUCAGGGCAGAAGAUCAUUAUUAGCUCAGGUGGUGGAGAAGGUGGCUCGUGUGGACGCUGCAGUGGGGGAUCCAGUGGUGGAGUAGGUGGGGGAUCCAGUGGUGGGUCUUCAGGAGGCAAGAUCAUCGUUGGAGGUGGAGUUAGUGAGGGAUCCUCCGGAUGCUGCAGUGGAGGAUCCAGUGGUGGCAGUGGUGAUUCCUCGGGCCACACAAUCAUCAUCAGCUCUGGAGGCGGCAGUGGAGGGUCCUGCCAGUCCACAAAGCAGAAAUGCCCCAUUGUCAUUCCCAACAUCGAGUCCCAUCAGACCAAGCAGGCCUGCCACUGGCCUCCCAGCCACCAGAAGUAACAGCCACAGGGAGACUUGGCACUCAGCAAGAACAACCCUGCCUCUGCCAUGUCACCUUUUUCCUUCCAGACCUAGCUCUGUUUGCCUGUUUCUUCCCAGCAUGUCCUCCUCUCUUCCCUUGAUGAUACAGCCCCGUGCUGAGAACUCCAGGGAUCCAGAA